AUGGAACUUAAUUUUGAUUUGAGCUCCUUGUCAAUUCCUGGAUGUGUUUUGAAGUCACCACUUUCUAAACUCGAAAAUUCCAAAAUUCAGUGGGCACGAAAAGCGCGACAACAAUCUGAAUUUUUGCUUUUGAGUCGUGCAAUUGAUGAUUUGGCAAAGUUGUCUGCUGAGGCCCAAUCGAUUAAAAAGCCUGUCACGACAUUUGAGCGUUUUUUGGAUGCUCAGGAUGAACAGGCACUUUAUCUUCUCUGGAAAGACGAAAAAAUAAAUGGAUGUGGGGAAAUUGGUGAUGGAACUGUUGCUAAUGGAGAAAAGAAUGGAGAGAUUAAAAAUGGUGGUCAUGAAGAUUUGUUGGCUGUUUCACAAAAUGGAACUACUCCAAAAAAUGUUUUGCUUGGAUAUUUGAAGAUUGUUCGUGAUCGUCGUCUUUAUUUGGUAAAUGAACGCAGUCGUCGUUAUGUUCACACGCCUAUUUGUGUUUUGGAUUUUUACAUUCAUUCUUCUGUUCAGCAUCACGGUUGUGGACUUGAAUUGUUUAAUGGAAUGUUGAAGUCAGAGUCAACAACACCGCAGAAAUGUGCAUUUGACAAGCCAUCAUCUUCAUUACUUCACUUUUUGGAGAAGCAUUAUGGUCUUAAACACCCAAUUUGGCAACCAACAACUUUUGUUGUUUUUCCUGAAUUUUUUGAAGGAUUAAAGCCAGAAGAUGGAGGAAAGGAUGAAAUAAUUGACGAUCAUCAAAUGUCAGCAAUUGAGCGUAACAGGAAAAAUAUUAAUGAGCAUUAUAGUGGAUCACCACAGCAUUUACCAGUUCACGGACAGCGUAAUUUGACUUCUCAUUGUACUACUCAAUCAUCCAUGAAAGAUCAUAUUGGAGAAGACACUCCUCGUGGACGAAAGAAUACGAGGGAUUAUGGACAUCAAUCAUUGUGGUAG
This is a messenger RNA of Meloidogyne enterolobii, 936 nucleotides long. The record is from the annotation of a GenBank genome assembly. NCBI's taxonomy places the organism in Eukaryota, Metazoa, Nematoda, Chromadorea, Rhabditida, Meloidogynidae.